AUAAAGCUUGACUUUAGACACCAAUUAAGAUGCAGUCAUAAAAUGCUAAGUAAAAAUCCCAGACCUUACCCAACGUUUAUGCUCUAGCGACAUGUAAUUAAAUUUGGGGGGUGAAUUAUAUACGCAUCAGCGGAACGAUCAUGGUCAAAAUUUGUAUAUAAGAGGCGAGUGUUGGAAUCCAGCCUAGUCAGUCGGAUCUGGAAACACUUAGAUGGCGUCCGAGAGCAAUACUACGAAAAUUGGCAGCUAUUCGUAUCCGUUUGCGGACUUGGCGGAUGAGCGGACGCGGAACUGGCCACUGGUUGAGUCGCCUUGGAACGUUCCCGCCCUGCUGGCCCUCUAUUUGCUGAUGGUGGCCUACGGGCCCAAAUGGACAGCCAGGUACAAGCCGCUGCAGUUGAGGGUGCCCUUGCUUUGCCACAGCUUAGCCAUGGCCUUCCUAAAUGCCUAUAUCUGUCUGGAACUCUUCACGGCAACGCGGGCCCUCGACUAUAGCCUCAGCUGCCAGCCGUGUCGGGUGAGCUAUAGUCCACAUGAAAUGCGGAUUGCCGCCGCUUUUUGGUGGUUUUACAUCUCGAAAAUACUGGAAUUCGCCGACACGGCUUUCUUUAUCCUGCGCCACAAGUGGACGCAGCUGAGCUUCCUGCAUGUGUACCACCACAGCACCAUGUUUGUCUUCUGCUGGAUCUUCGUCAAGUGGUUGCCGACGGGUUCGACUUAUGUACCAACUAUGAUUAACUCCUUCGUUCACAUCAUAAUGUACAGCUAUUAUGCUCUGAGUGUACUGGGUCCUCGCAUUCAGAAGUUUCUCUGGUGGAAGCGCUAUUUAACUGGCCUCCAGCUGCUGCAGUUUACCACAGUCUUGCUGUGGGCAUCACAGCUAGUUCUCCGAGGCUGCGAGUACGGAACCUGGCUAACCCCAGUUGGUGCAGCCUAUAUGGUUCCAUUCCUAUAUAUGUUCGGUAAAUUCUAUGUAGAAAAAUACAAGGUAUCCACAGCCGCCAAGAAAGCUGAGUAA
Drosophila subpulchrella is the source of this 1018-nucleotide messenger RNA. RefSeq names its product elongation of very long chain fatty acids protein 4. Gene Ontology annotation, biological process: fatty acid elongation, polyunsaturated fatty acid; sphingolipid biosynthetic process; fatty acid elongation, saturated fatty acid. Gene Ontology annotation, cellular component: endoplasmic reticulum membrane. NCBI's taxonomy places the organism in Eukaryota, Metazoa, Arthropoda, Insecta, Diptera, Drosophilidae. The transcript has 4 exons. The coding region runs from base 212 to 1018 and encodes 268 amino acids. The record is from RefSeq and is a predicted model, not a curated record. Gene Ontology annotation, molecular function: fatty acid elongase activity.